This is a messenger RNA of Nerophis ophidion (straightnose pipefish), 3758 nucleotides long. It is a transcript of the gene timm44, whose product is annotated as translocase of inner mitochondrial membrane 44 homolog (yeast). Gene Ontology annotation, cellular component: mitochondrial inner membrane. The coding region runs from base 70 to 1452 and encodes 460 amino acids. The record is from RefSeq and is a predicted model, not a curated record. Gene Ontology annotation, biological process: protein import into mitochondrial matrix. Gene Ontology annotation, molecular function: protein-folding chaperone binding. Lineage: Eukaryota; Metazoa; Chordata; Actinopteri; Syngnathiformes; Syngnathidae. The transcript has 13 exons.
AGUAAGCCCCCUCCCCUCGGGACAUGGAAGGUCCAUACCGGAAGAAGGUCAAACGUCACUACAUUCAAGAUGGCUUCCCCCCUGUGUCAGUGUUAUCAGUUAUGUUUAAGGACAUCUUCUGCGACAUGUCCUUCCAAUAUCUUGCUGCUGCACAACAGAGCAAAUGUCUUCAGAAUACGGAACUUUCCCUCCAGUUCUUCCCAGGUGCCACAGUCCUCACGUCUUCAGGUGAGAUAUUUGUCGGGGGAGCGAGGCGCGGGAAGAAAGGGUUUCCUCGGAGAAUUCCUGGACAACCUGAAGCAGGAGAUGGGCAAAAACAAGGAAAUGAAAGAAAACAUCAAAAAGUUCCGCGAAGAGGCCAAAAAACUGGAGGAGUCUGACGCUUUGAGGCAAGCGCGCAGGAAAUAUAAAACUAUAGAAUCUGAAACGGUGAGGACCUCCGAGGUCCUGAAGAAGAAGCUGGAGAACCUCUCGGACACAGUAAAGGAGGGUUUGGAGGAGGUCAGUCGCACGGACAUCGGGAAGAAGAUCAAGGAGGGAAUGGAAGAGGCGGCCAAAACGGCCAAGACCUCAGCAGAGACGGUCUCCAAGAGCGGGGAGAUGUUGGGAAAGACCGGUGCUUUCAAAGCCAUCUCACAGGGUAUGGAGAGCGUGAAGAAGGAGAUCGACGACCUGGGCCACACCGGCCCCUACCGGCCUCCCGCCAGACUCAGGAAGCGGAGCGAGUUCUCCUCCAAGGGGUCGGCGGAGGAAAACAAGGUCUAUGAAGCCAACGAGGAAGCUACGGGCGUGGUGCUCCACAGGGACUCCAAAUGGUACCAGCAGUGGAAGGACUUCAAAGACAAUAAUAUGGUCUUCAACAGGUUCUUCGAAAUGAAGAUGAAGUACGAUGAGAGCGACAACGCCUUCAUCCGAGCAUCGCGGGCCGUCACUGACAAGAUGACCGACCUCAUAGGCGGACUCUUCUCCAAGACCGAGAUGUCCGAGGUUCUGACCGAGAUUUUGAAGGCGGACCCCUCCUUCGACAAAGAUUCUUUCCUCAAGCAGUGCGAGCGUGACAUCAUCCCCAAUAUUUUAGAGGCAAUGAUCCGAGGCGAGCUGGAGGUGCUCAAGGACUGGUGUUAUGAAGCGACAUACAGUCAGCUGGCACACCCCAUCCAGCAAGCCAAGGCCAUGGGGCUUCAGUUCCACUCCAAGAUCCUGGAUAUCGACAGCAUCGACCUGGCCAUGGGGAAGAUGAUGGACCAGGGUCCUGUGCUGAUCAUCACCUUCCAGGCUCAGUUAGUGAUGGUCAUACGCAACACCAAAGGAGUAGUGGUGGAGGGGGACCCUGACAAAGUCCUGAAGAUGAUGUACGUGUGGGCGCUGUGUCGAGACCAAGAGGAACUCAACCCGCAUGCCGCCUGGAGACUCCUGGACAUCUCCGCCUCCAGCACCGAACAGAUCCUCUAAGACUCUCUAGUCCGGGGAGGAGGACCACCCUUCGGGACCCUCCAGCAGACCUGCAGGAGGAGGACCAACCUGACUGACGUCUUCCUCUGCCGCCCACCAGAGGGCGUCAGAGUGCCAAACUCACUAAGGUGCAGGACACCCUGAUUCCAGUCUAGAGGACAAGUCCAACUUGAGUCCACAUGAGACAAGACCUCCAGCACAGUCAAGGACGUCCCAAUAAUAAAGUCUCUAUUUAUUAGGAAUAGUCAACAUAAUCCCCCCAUGUCCAUCCUUUUAAAUGUCCUGCUGGGAUCAAAUAUGUCUUUUUACACAACAUUAAAAAACUGAAGAAAAAAAAAAGCCACAACAUAAUUCGGAGUUUAAGUAUUUACACUUUUUUUUUGUUUGCAAAUUUUCAACUUUGUGAGUGCAACCUGCCUCCUCUGAAUAAUCAUUUUUUUAUUUGUAUGGUGCUUAAUGUGAGUCUUUUUUUUGAAAACUUUUUAUUUUUUUAUGCUUAAUUAUGUAACUGAAUUUUCAGUGUUUAAAGUUGGUGAAAUUUUUGAUUUUUUUUUUUUUUUUUUUUACCUCAAAUGAUGCUGACAAUUACAUUGAAUACAAUUGUGUGUUAAAACUGUAUAAAAUGUAGUGUAAAAAAGUCAAUGGAUAAAAAUGUUAAACAUGUAUUUAAAGCAAAAAAUACUUUUACUCUGAAUUAAAAAAAAUGUUUUGACAAACUACAUUUUUCAAAAACUUUAGAGAAUGUUGAAUACAUUUUUCUCACUUUUUUUAUUUGAUUUAAUUUAAUUUAUACAAUUAUGUUUAAAAAUACAGUUUGUUACAAUAGGGUUUUAAAAUUCAGUGUAUAAAAAUGGGUUAAAAAAAUCAUUAUAUAAAAACUGCAUUUUUAAACCCAUUUUGCUCACAAAUUUUUUUUACACAUUAAAAAACUGAAAGAAAAAAAAAGCCACAACAUAAUUCGGAGUUUAAGUAUUUACACUUUUUUUUUUGUUAGCAAAUUUUCAACUUUGUGAGUGCAACCUGCCUCCUGAAUAAUCAUUUUUUAUUUGUAUGGUGCUUAAUGUGUUUCGUUUUCUUAAAAACUUUUUAUUUUUUUAUGCUUAAUUAUGUAACUGAAUUUUCAGUGUUUAAAGUUGGUGAAAUUUUUGAUUUUUUUUUUUUUUUUUACCUCAAAUGAUGCUGACAAUUACAUUGAAUACAAUUGUGUGUUAAAACUGUAUAAAAUGUAGUGUAAAAAAGUCAAUGGAUAAAAAUGUUAAAAAUGUAUUUAAAGCAAAAAAUACUUUUACUCUGAAUUAAAAAAAAAAUGUUUUGACAAACUGCAUUUUUCCAAAACUUUAGAGAAUGUCGAAUACAUUUUGUUCACUUUUUUUUAUUUGAUUUAAUUUAAUUUGUGAAAUUAUGUUUAAAAAUAAAGUUUGUUACAAUAGGGUUUUAAAAUUCAGUGUAUAAAAAUGUGUUAAAAAAUCCUUAUAUAAAAACUGCAUUUUUAAACCCAUUUUGCUCACAAUUUUUUUUUACACAACAUUAAAAAACUGAAAGAAAAAAAAAGCCACAACAUAAUUCGGAGUUUAAGUAUUUACACUUUUUUUUUUGUUAGCAAAUUUUCAACUUUGUGAGUGCAACCUGCCUCCUCUGAAUAAUCAUUUUUUAUUUGUAUGGUGCUUAAUGUGUUUCGUUUUCUUAAAAACGUUUUAUUUUUUUAUGCUGAAUUAUGUAACUGAAUUUUCAGUGUUUAAAGUUGGUGAAAUUUAUGAAAUUUCGUUUAAAAAUAAAGUUUGUUACAAUAGUGUUUUAAAAUUCAGUGUUUAAAAAUGUAGUGUUAAAAUUUUUUUUAUAUAAAAACUGCAUUUUAUACCCAUUUUGCUCACAAAUUUAGAUUUGAUGUGAUUGUCAGCAUUUCACAAAACUAAAGAAAAAAAAUUCAGUGGCAUAAAUUAGGUAAAAUCUUUUGUAAUAAAAGCAAAUUAACCUCUAUGUUUUAAAAAAAAAACUAAUUUAAAGUGACUGAUUUUUUUUUUACAUUAGAGUAUGUUAAAUACAUUUUGCUCACUUUUUUUAAUUGAUUUAAUUUAAUUUAUAAAAUUAUGUUCAAAAAGACAGUUUGUUACAAUAGUGUUUUAAAAUUCAGUGUAUAAAAAUGUGUUUGAAAAAUCAUUAUAUAAAAACUACAUUUUUAAACCCAUUUUGCUCCCAAAUUUAGAUUUGAUGUGAUUCUCAGCAUCAUUUCACAAAACUCAAAAGAAAAAAAAUUCAGUGGCAUAAAUUAGGUAAAAUAUUUUGUAAUAAAAACAAAUUAACCUCCA